AAUGAAAAAAAUUUUAGUAUUUAUUUAUUGCCUCCAGGGUUAUCUCUAGGGCUUGGUGCCUGCACUAUGAAUCCACUGCUCCCAGAGGCCAUUUUUUCCAUUUUGUUGUUGUUGAAUAGGACAGAGAGAAAUUGAGAGUGGAGAGAGAGAGAAAAAGGGAGAGAAAAAGAUACCUGCAGACCUGUUUCACCAUUUGUGAAGGUGGGGAACCAGGGGCUCAAACUGGGAUCCUUGCAAGGGUCCUUGUGCUUUGCACUAUGUGUGCUUCUCACUAUGUGCGCUUAACCUGGUGUGCCACCGCCAGCCCCCGGUUUUAUGUUGUAUUAGUGAAAGAAGCAAAAAAAUAAAAAAAAAAACCAGAGCAUUAUUUUGGCACAUGAGAUGCUGGUGACUGAGUUUGAAUCUCAUGCUUGAAAGUCCAGUGUUCUUCUCUCCUUUGGGCUCGGCUGGAGAGCGCAGCUCGCUGUGGCCUGUCGUGUCGCAGUCAUGGCCGGCCAGGCGUUCAGGAAGUUCCUUCCCCUCUUCAACCGGGUCCUGAUGGAGAGGAGCGCUGCUGAAACUGUGACCGAGGGAGGCAUCAUGCUUCUGGAGAAGUCGCAGGGGAAGGUGUUGCAGGCGACUGUGGUGGCCAUCGGAUCCGGCUCCAAAGGAAAGACUGGAGCGAUUCAACCAGUUAGUGUUAAAGUUGGAGCUAAAGUUCUUCUGCCAGAAUAUGGAGGCACCAAAGUGGUUCUAGAGGACAAGGAUUAUUUAUUUCGAGAUGGCAAUAUUUUUGGAAAGUAUGUAGACUGAAAUCACUGUUCAAGUGGCAUCAUAUGAAGCUGCUUCAUUCCACGGAAGUUGAAAUCCUUCAUCAUGUAAAUAAUUUCCAUGUCUCUUUUAUAAUAAACUGUGAUAUCCAAAAAAAAAAAAAAAAAAA
This is a messenger RNA of Erinaceus europaeus (western European hedgehog), 919 nucleotides long. RefSeq names its product 10 kDa heat shock protein, mitochondrial-like. The transcript has a single exon. The record is from RefSeq and is a predicted model, not a curated record. The coding region runs from base 487 to 792 and encodes 101 amino acids. Gene Ontology annotation, molecular function: ATP binding; metal ion binding; protein-folding chaperone binding. Lineage: Eukaryota; Metazoa; Chordata; Mammalia; Eulipotyphla; Erinaceidae. Gene Ontology annotation, cellular component: mitochondrial matrix.